AUGGCUGAAGCCGACCGCCUUCUGGAGACACAUGGCAUCGGCAAGGCCCAGGCCCCCGCAAACCCCGCUGCGGCAGAUCUCUUCCGAAGCUUCUGCGAGCGCGCGGAGACGGCGCCCAAGGCCCUGGAGGUGGAGAACCGCUUCUUCGCGGGCUACGGGAAGAGUGAGCUGGACUGGUCCCGGCCGGUGCACGGCAUCCUCGGGGACUUCAAGGGGGACAGCAUGCAGAUGAUGGGCAUGCUCCUACAGCGCCUCGAGGCGUGCAAGGAGCAGUACAUCUUCCUGGGGAACCCCCCGCCCUUCAACGGGGGUUGGCACUUCACGGCCCUCGACGAUUUUGAGCACCCGACUCAGAAGGACCUGGACCCCUCCUGGCGAAACAUCCGGAUCUGGCACAAAGUGAACUACGUGGCCUCGCAGACGGAGAAGGGCGAGGUGGCGCUGGUGCCCAAGGAGGAGUUCGAUCCCAAGAACAAGCAUCAGGGUGCCAUCGCCAUCAGCAGCACUUUCAAGCUGGCGACCAUCUUCUUGACAGGCGGCCUCAUGCCCCACACCUUGAACGCCACCCUCCUGGCCGACGGCUCCGACGCCGCCGCCCUGCUGCUGAAGCACCUGGAGCUCAAGACCCGCGUGGCGGCCAUCGGCCACGGCUUGGACGUCCUGCUGGCGCUGGGGGCGCUGAAGGGCUUCGAGGCGGCGCACUUCCCCAACCAGGAGCACCUGCUGCGCAUCAAUGGCCUGCAGCCCUCGGGCAGUCCUGUCUGCGCCUGUGCCCGGGAGGGCCUGGAGCUGGUCACCGCCGGCUUCUGGGGCCAGGCGACCGCCGAGCCCUUCUUCGCCGCCCUGGGCCUCGGUUCCGCCGCCGCCGAGCCGAGAGCCGCGGACGUGGGCAGGGCCGUCCGCGUGCGGAGCGCGGAGACGGCGUUCUGCUGGGACGCGGGGAAGCUCCAGCAGCUGAAGGGGACCUGCAUCACCGGAGACCCUGCUGCGCCCACGGUAGCCGUCCUCGUGGAUGAUGUGGCGGAUCCCAUCGAGGCGUACACCAUGAUCGACCACUUGAUACAACUGAAGUUCAACGCGCACUUGAUCAGCCACAGCCAGGAUGAAAGGAGAGCUCGGAAUCCAUCCGCAGGGUGA
This is a messenger RNA of Effrenium voratum, 1137 nucleotides long. Lineage: Eukaryota; Dinophyceae; Suessiales; Symbiodiniaceae. The record is from the annotation of a GenBank genome assembly.